This is a messenger RNA of Pelobates fuscus (common spadefoot toad), 2538 nucleotides long. Its product is annotated as sentrin-specific protease 1-like. The coding region runs from base 142 to 1989 and encodes 615 amino acids. The transcript is spliced from 18 exons. NCBI's taxonomy places the organism in Eukaryota, Metazoa, Chordata, Amphibia, Anura, Pelobatidae. Gene Ontology annotation, cellular component: nucleus. The record is from RefSeq and is a predicted model, not a curated record. Gene Ontology annotation, molecular function: deSUMOylase activity. Gene Ontology annotation, biological process: protein desumoylation; proteolysis.
GCCGACCCCCCCCCCCCACACCCCCUCAGAGCGGGCCAAGGCUUUGGACGCAACGGAACCGGGUCACCGAAGAAGUUCGCCAGGGAUAUCGGCCAGGCUUUAGAACUAUAUUGGUAAUGCAGUGGUUGUGACGAGCAUAAUAUGGCAGAUGAUAUACGAGAAAUGGUAUGGGAAAGUGAACAAAAUUCCACAUUUAAAGCACCUUGUAAAGAUCCUGCACAAGAUUCUUCCUGCACCUAUGCUAUCCAGUUCACUACAUUUCUACAUAAACCCUUGGAGAGACCGGUAAUGACUUCCCUUCCAAAAUCAAAUUUCUAUAAAGAAAUGUCAAAAACUGGGAAGCCGAUGACUGUGGACACAACAAUGUUCACACCGUCAUUUGACAUUGUUAAAGCAAAGCAAAAUGGCAAUGGUCGCUCUUCGAUAUUUCCAGCACAAAUCUCUGUCAAUCAGAAACCAAGAGCAGUUCGAUGUAUCCAUCCAGAUGCCAAAACUAUGAGUGGGCCUUCAAACUCGGUUUUUCCAAAAACAAAUUCUGGUCUCUCCUCUGCUUUUGAAAAAUCGUUUCCUAUUAAGAGCGCUGCAGGUUCAUCCUCAAGAAGUGGCACAUGUCGACGUAGUCCAAAGAAAGUUCAAAGACGGUAUCUCAGUACCGUAGAAGAGACUGUACGUGAGGAAGAAAAAGAGAUUUAUAGGCAACUACUACAGGUAGUGACUGGGAAAACGUAUCUGUCCACAACCUCUAUCUUUCCUCCUGAAACAUCUCGGUGUUUGAGUUCAAGCAACAGUAUUUCAGAACAACCUGGUGCUUCAAGCCUCAGUUCCCUGGAACCUUAUAGCCUUGAUUUAGAAACGUCAUACAAGCCCUCUCUAAGUUUUAUACAGCCAUCGACUCAUGUUCUUGAACCAUUGUUUAAUAACACAUCUGAAAUUAAACUUAACAGUGAGGCUAGAAUCCCUAUUAAUAAACAGCUCUGCAAGGAACAAAAUCACACAAGUCCGUCACAAUCUGAAGGUUCAAGUUCAGAUUUAGUCCUUGAAGAUGCUGUACCCAAAGAACAAAAAUCUACUAGUCAAUCAAUUUUCCAGGCAUUACUCUGGAUAAAAGAAAUCUCUAGCACCUAUGAUUCAAGAGCAAGAGAAAGAAGCAGACAAAUAGAAAAAGAAAAAGCACGUGCUUUACAGUUACAGAAAGAGCGAUUGCGGGACCAUUCGGUUCAAGAAUCUGUAGACUUGCACCUAAGGGUGCCUCUUGAAAAGGAAAUACCUGUGACUUUGCUUCCAAAAAAAGAAAUACAGGAAGAGGAGAAUGAAUUUCCUGAAUUAACAGAGGAAAUGGAUCGAGAAAUAAAACGUGCAUUUUUUGGUGGCAGCCAAGAUCAAACUUUAAGUGAAGCCUUUCGUUUAGCAAUUACCCGUAAGGACAUUAUGACACUGAAUAAUCUGAACUGGCUAAAUGAUGAGAUUAUAAAUUUUUAUAUGAAUCUUUUGGUUGAAAGAAGCAAGAAAAAGUGUUUUCCCACGGUCCAUGCAUUCAACACAUUCUUUUAUCCCAAGUUGAAAAAUGGCUAUCAAGCUGUUAAAAGAUGGACAAAAAAGGUGGACAUAUUCUCAAUGAACAUUAUAUUGGUUCCAGUUCACCUUGGAGUUCAUUGGUGUUUAGCAGUGAUAGAUUUUAGGAAAAAGUCCAUCACAUAUUAUGACUCCAUGGGUGGUUUAAAUAAUGAAGCUUGCAGAAUAUUAUUACAUUACCUAAAACAAGAGAGCCUAGAUAAAAAGGGAGUAUGUUUUGACACAAAUGAUUGGACUCUGUCCUGCAAGAACAAUCAGGAAAUCCCACAACAAAUGAAUGGGAGUGACUGUGGAAUGUUUGCCUGCAAGUAUGCAGACUACAUUACCAAAGAUAAGCCAAUCACCUUUACCCAGCGUCACAUGCCAUACUUCAGAAAGAAAAUGGUUUGGGAAAUUCUUCAUCAGAAAUUGCUUUGAAAUUUCUCUGGAAUUAAGAGAAUUCAAAAAGUAACCGGUGACAAAUGUAUCACCGUUCACUGAGCAGAACAUGGACCAAGGAACAUCAGCUUUUUUUUUUUUAUAACACAACACGUUUACUAAUGUAAAUGGUAAAAACUGUUAUGGCUUCCUGCCAUAUUUGUUAAUUAUAUUGCCAAACCUUUGACUUUUUUUUUAUUUUUUUUUGUAAUUUCCUACAUUAAAUUCUGUCUAAAAAUAGACCUAUUUAACAUAAAUGCCUACUUAUGUAAUUUUUCAGAUGGGAUUUUCAUUGAGUAAAAUAUAUUUGCAUUUUGAGCUGUGAUUCUAACCGUAAAUUCUCUUCAGACACGCCUAUAAAGUUCAGUCACAUUAACUGCAAAGGUGUAUGUUAAUAAGUUCCAGCACUAUUUGCUCUGAUAAUGAGCAUUCACUGUUUGUACUUGUAUAAUAGAAUAUAUAUAUUUCCAGCUACUGUUUUAUAAAGUGUGUACUUAAGUGUGAUAUAACAAACCACUUUCUGAUUUCUGUCUUUUCUAUAGUGGAAUU